AAAAUAUAUGUAAUUUUGCUAAAGCAAUACAUUGCUGAAACUCGCAUGGAUUUCCAUAAUAGCUAAGAAAUGAUCAAAUUUGCAAUGUAAAAAGCACAACUACACAUAAUGAAGUGAUAACAUUGUGUUAUUAUGGUGACACUUUGAUAUCUACACAUUUUAAAAUGUCUUCAGCUUCUAUAACAUGCACGUCAUUAGAUUUCGAGGCAGGUUUCGGCCAUCGCCAUGAAAACGGCGCAGGAUGAGUGAAUGUUAACACAACCGCAGUGUGAAACACGCACGCAGAGGCCACACACUGGAACGGGCCACACCGUCCAGGUCCCGCCCAAAGGUCCGACCCCUUGAGGCAAACAAACCGGAUCAUAUGACGGCAGCUAAAGCGGAGCCGCACUCUCAUGCAGCAGCACAGUUACAGCUACACGCAGAGAAGGAGGACUUUCGGAAUUUGGGCUUAUUUUGUGGAGCCGUCGAUCAGUUUUUCUCCGAGCCCGAUGUCGGUGACACCUCCGGAGUCGCAUAAUUGAGUUCCUCCACUGAGAAGUCAGCUUGUUGCCGUUCAGCAAGGCAGCAGUGAAACUAGCGACCCUCUCCAGCAGGAACAGAUCGUGAAGCUGAGCGGAGACGAACCUGGCCAUUGCAGCCAUGCUGAUGUAUGACUACCCUCCAAAGACAAACAUGGAGACGUCAUUCUACCCUUCCUCAGUGACAACCCCAGAGACGUAUAGAGUGAUCUUUCCACAUCCAAGUGCCUUCUACCAAGUACCCAUGCAGGCCUUCGCCCCAUGCAACCCCACACAGACCCAGCAGGAGCCGGUGGACCUGUCAGUCAGCAAGCGCUCCUCUUCCACCUCAUCCAGAUCCUCCAUGUCUCCAGCAUCCCCCCUGGCCUCUCCUCCCAGCUCUCCGUCCCCAACCUACAGCCCGGCAAGCCGCGCCUCGCCCUCCACUCCGCCACCCGCUCACACGAUGCCUUAUCCACCCAUGGUCAUCCAAAGUUCAAGGGUUAUGGUGUCGCCCCUUGUGCUGCCCCUGCCCCUCAUGUACCCGUCACCUAUUCACCUUCAUCCGCCGAUAAUUGUGAGCCCACAAGUCCCCAGUGAAGAAGGCCAUCCUCCCAAUAAGUAUGUUCACUCUGCAACGCAUGACCUGCACAAGUCAAUCAAAACUGAUUCUCAAUCUGAGCUCUCUCAGGACACAUUGAACAACCAUGAGAUCAUAUCGUGUGUCAACAGGAUACCCCAGGAGUACAAGCACACCAAUCCAUCAGUGAUAGUUCGCACGGGUUCCAACCAUCCUCUGCCAGCCGAAUCACCUGAUACGUUGAAGAAGCGCAGAAUUCAUCGCUGCGACUUCUCUGGCUGCAACAAAGUGUACACCAAGAGCUCUCACCUCAAAGCACACCGUAGAACGCACACCGGAGAGAAACCCUACAAGUGUGUGUGGGAAGGCUGCACAUGGAAGUUCGCCCGUUCAGACGAGCUAACAAGACACUUCCGGAAGCACACAGGAGUCAAACCGUUCCAAUGUCCAGACUGUGAACGAAGCUUCUCACGCUCAGACCACCUGGCUCUGCACAAAAAACGCCACCUUCUGGUGUGAAAUCCUCUGUGCAGGCCAGGGUUCAUUGUUGGGACUUCACCACUUUGACUUCAUGGUGUUAAAAUGGCUGACUGAUAGGGAGUGGGGAUAAUAUUCCUCAGACUGCGUAUUUGGAACCCUUUUACCUCCUAAGUAAGAGCUGGUAAUGCCUUGCUACUCUGUUCAGCUUAUUUAGACAUUUAUGGUUGCUGCAUCAGACCUCUGAUCAGCUGUGGAAGGUCCUGAGUGGCUGUAGCAUCUCAGCUGGCUUGAGAGCAGCACCCUCAUGUGUUUGUAGAAACAACUUGCAUCAUCGAUCAAGUCUUGGCAUGCUCAAACUCUUUAACACAACAUCAGAUCUCUGUAUUUACUUUGUGGGCUUGGACACUCUUUCAUACACGUUAUUUGCUAGCUAGGACAAUAAAAUGUGAAAACCUCGCAGAAUGUAUCAUAUCUCACCCACUGUGCAUUGUGCCAUACAUACUUAAGCUUUUUUUUGUCGUUUUGCUUCUUCUUGAGCGCAGCUAGCUGUGACACAACGCUAAUGCUAAUUCCUCCUUCAUGGGUCACCACGUUACACCACACACCACAUCUGCCUCUACAAGCUUACAUGAUGAAGUGAAGAUAGGUAGCUGAAUGCUUGCUUUCUCUUGGAUACACACACACACACACACACACACACACACACACACACAGAGCACACAUAGUUCUGCUUUCGCAUGUUAAAAUGUUGGACUGCAGGUCCCAUUUAUUUUUUAAGAGUGAAGUGUUUAUCAAUGUUUUCAUUCAGAAAUGUGAACAUAGCUGCACAGGGGCAUUAUUGUGUGAGUGAGGAGAAGUCACCCAUCAAAUGGUUUAAGGGUAGAAGAACUAUUAUGCUUUGUGUAUUAUAACAUGUUUUAUGUAUGUAUAAACUCUGUUUUUGUUUUGUGAUGUGACACAGUGGUUGCCUGUUUUUUUUUUUUUUUUGUUAAAUGACACUUUUUCAGUGCCUUUCAAAGUAUUGUUACCUCUUGAACGUUUCCACAUUUUGCUGUGUUACCUGCCGUGUUUUAAUGGGAUUUUCUGUGAUAGAGCAAACCUCUGUUACAUAAAGUCCCCCCAAAAACACCCUGAAAUUCAUGCCUGUAAUUUGACCAAAUGUGAAAAAGUUUAAGUGAUGUGGGUACUUUUGCGAGGCACUUUCUGUCAAAAAAUGCAAAGUGCAAAACAGGGAAAUGUCCUUUUAAAUGUUGAAGAUUCAUUUGGAAAGUAAAUUCAGUUUUCCCCUAUGAUUCUAGUCAUAGAUCACGCAGUAGCAGAUUUCACUGUCACAAAAUGCCUGCAAGAUUUUAGAGCGCAUAUUUUUUACACCUUCGGGAGAGCAAAAUAGUUUAAAUAGCGUCUUUGUACAUCUCCAAUGUGCACUUUAUAUAUAAAAUUAUAUUUGUAUAUAAAAAUAGUAUCUUAUAUAUCAUUCCCAAAGCCAAGCCAAUUAAAAUCACACAUUUUUUUCUACUUAUAGAGUUUCUUAUUAGAUUAAUCUGAAACCUUUUGCGGGUGUCAAGGUUUGUCAUUUUUUAAAUGGUGCAAAGCCUCAUUUAUUCACAUGUACACAAUUACUAUACCGAAUGUAGCAGCUCAACUGAUCUGCAUUUGCUCCCUGAUACUCAGUGCAGUUUCUUGCUUUGUAUAUUUUUUUUAUGUUUUAUCUAUGCACAUGCAAGUUGUGAUAUAACUGAUUUUAAAAUUGAAAGGGCAAUUAAUGGUUUUUUUAAGCAUGAUUUUUGAUACUCUACUAUACAUUUCUGUCAUGUUGUGUCUUUAAUAAACCAUAUCUCUUUUUAAUCUAAGUGGUGGCAAUUCAAGGGGAACUGUGUAAAACUGUGAACAUAUAUUUGUAAUUUACAGGUCUAUGUAAUUUUUACAUUUUUGAAAAAAAGAGUAUUCAAUAUUCAUACCACACAAUAAAUGUAUUGGUAAUAAAUAUUG
This is a messenger RNA of Girardinichthys multiradiatus, 3549 nucleotides long. RefSeq names its product Kruppel-like factor 3 (basic) (gene klf3). The record is from RefSeq and is a predicted model, not a curated record. Gene Ontology annotation, molecular function: RNA polymerase II cis-regulatory region sequence-specific DNA binding; DNA-binding transcription factor activity, RNA polymerase II-specific. Lineage: Eukaryota; Metazoa; Chordata; Actinopteri; Cyprinodontiformes; Goodeidae. The transcript has 6 exons. Bases 643 to 1599 code for a protein of 318 amino acids. Gene Ontology annotation, biological process: regulation of transcription by RNA polymerase II.